This is a messenger RNA of Aspergillus terreus NIH2624, 1563 nucleotides long. RefSeq lists its product as uncharacterized. The transcript has a single exon. Bases 1 to 1563 code for a protein of 520 amino acids. NCBI's taxonomy places the organism in Eukaryota, Fungi, Ascomycota, Eurotiomycetes, Eurotiales, Aspergillaceae. The record is from RefSeq and is a predicted model, not a curated record.
AUGGCUUCGUUCUGCGGUUUGAAGUCCACUUGGGCGACGGCCUUGCUGCUUCUCCCACAGUUGAUCACUCCCACAAUUGCAGACAACUCGCAGACACCAUAUGCAAAUCAUAUCUUCAACGCGAUACAUUCUUCCAUGCGACAAUGGGGCUCCUCUCUCAACCACAAUGGCAUGUCGUUCUUCCUAGCGACUGUCCCUGAAGGUACGCAGCUCUACCAUGGGGAUCACCGUCGAGAACCCAUUACCGGCACAGAAUGGCUCGCCUUUGAGGCUGAGCAUGCCCUGGUCUUUGCAAACCCGUUCCCUCACGGUCCGCCGCCGCCUCCAGACCAUGACGGCGACAGAAAGUAUCCACGACCACCUCCACCACCUCCACGGCCACAUGAACUCAGAGACGACGACCCCGCUGGCGGCUGGCUUCAUACCUACACGGCGGCGAAGGACCUGCGCCUGUUAUACAUCGACGGAAUGUCAGCCGGGAAGACAUCAAACGGGACCAUGGACUCGCAGGAUCGGAUCCUGCUCCGGGAUGCAGUGUCCGGCCACGCGGAAAAAGAACGCGCAGAGCUGUUUUGCCGCAGGGCGCGGGAGGAUUGGGACGACCGUCUCGACGGCGUCAUUCGCAUGGAAGCCGGCUUUGAAAUCAUCCUGUGUGAUUUCGCGCGCGACUUACGGCUAGUCCGCGUUACUCAGGCGAAGCGGAAACCUCUCGACAAAGGUGGUCGCGGACCACCCAAAGACCCGCUGGAUGGCGCGAAGCUCUGGAUCAAGGCCGUCGCAGCGCGGUACCAUGGCAUCGGAGGGAAACGCGUAGUUCUGAAUUACGAUCAUUUUGUUACGGCGUACGCUUACGGACUGGACUUGUUUCACUCGCCGGAUGGGGACAGGCUGGCACUGCCGCGGUUGACGCAGCUGUCGACGGAGGACCUGGAGCCCAUCCGAGCCGAUGUGGACCGGCUUAUCAUGUCGCAUGACCCGGAAGAGGCCUCGACCGACUGGCAGGCCAUUGCGGAUAUGGUGGUGGAGCGGUAUGCACGUGAGCUCAGGUAUCUCGCGUCGGGGCAGCUGUCGACCGUGGCCAACAUCCAUGAAGCGGUUGAGGGUUUGCUGGGCCCCUUUAUCGACUACAGUGAUCGGAACGCGACGUUGGAGGUCGACCGCUGCGCCAACCACUUCGUUCCCGCGGGCGCGUCCAAUGGAACUGCUGGGGCCGCCGUUCGGUCCGUCACCCACCGCAUCUGUGCAACCCUGAGCGAUACCCUGAACCAAGCGGACUACGACACCGCCGUCGCGGACAUUCGCCGUCUGAUGGAGUAUCUCUCGUGGACGACGUGGAAAGAAUGCAAUGGAUGCGCGGACAAUGAGGUCUGCGUCGUGCCCAUGUGGCCGAUGGGCACCGUCGAGGACUAUCAACAUCCGCAAUGUCGGGAUCCAGAAAAACCAAAUGGAGGCGGCCGACGGUACUGGGGCAGGCCCGGACGUCCUCCGAAGAGUCCUCCGAAGCCCAUGGCCGCUUCCUGGAUGCAGCGCAUGUCGCACUCGCUGCAAACGAUCCUGCGGUAG